AUGCCUAAAGUAGAAGUGCCUACUUCACAUGGAACAAAGCUGGAUGUCAUGCAAGCUUUGCGAACAAAUGACAACAUGCGUGUGGUACUGACCAGACUGGGAAAAUUCGACAAGGUGAGACAACUCCUGUUUGAGGGUCGAGUUGACAUCAACAGCAGGCACCGCGGGAGGACACCUGUACAGAAGGCAGCCUACAAGGGCCACAGAGACGUGCUGGACCUACUGGUCAGUAAAGGAUGUGACGUGUCACUGCCAGAUGACGACGGUAACAACAUCCUUCAUGUGGCCUGUAUGGGUGGGCAUGUGAAGAUAGUGAAGCAUGUCAUUAAGAAGGACUUCGUGAACCUCAACAGUAGAGGACAUUGCGAGACAACACCUUUGAUGGUUGCAGCAAAGAAUGGACAUAAAGAGGUCUUUGAUCUCCUUCUGAGUAAAGGAUGCGAUGUGUCACUAGUAGAUGGUGACGGCAACAACAUCCUCCAUCUGGCUUGUAUUGGGCAGCAUAUGACGAUAGUGAAGGAUAUCCUCUCAUACGACAUCAUCGACGUCAACAGUAGAGAACAGAGUGGACGGACGCCGCUGAUGUUGGCGGCAACGAAGGGACAUCACGAGGUGUUUGAUUUGCUUGUCAACAAAGGAGCCGUUAUGGCACUAGUGGAUGACGACGGUAACAACAUACUUCACCUGGCCUGUUUUGGAAGAAACGUGAAGAUUGUGAACUUCGUUGUCUCUAAGAACAUAGUGGACGUGAACAGCAGGGGAGAGCACGGGAGGACGCCACUGAUGUUGGCGGCAAUGAGGGGACACAGAGAUGUCCUUGACCUUCUUGUGAGUGUAGGUGGCACUGUGGGGCUAUUGGAUCACCAUGGUAACAACAUCCUCCAUUUGGCCUGUAUCGGGGGACUGUUAGAGAUGGUCAAGCAUGUCCUUUCACAUUACAUUGCGGACAUCAAAAGUAUGGGACAGAACGGGAUGACCCCAGCCAUCCCCAACCUCCAUCCCCAUCCUCCACCCCCAUCCUCCAAACCUCCAUCCUCCAACCCCAACCUCCAUCCUCUAACCACCAACCUCCAACCUCCAACCUCCAGCCUCCAACCUCCAACCUCCAUCCUCCAUCCUCCAACCUCCAAGCUCCACACCCCAACCUCCAUCCCCAACCUCCAUCCCCAACCUCCAUCCUCCAUCCCCCAACCCCCAUCCCCCACCCCCCAUCCCCCAUCCUCCAACCUCAACCUUAGUACCCAACCAAACCAGGAUCUGGUUAAUGCAGCGAAUUUCAUGCUAAGUGCGGGGUUGAAAACAAUAUUCACCCAGACCCUAUCAUUAACAUUAAUUAUAACUAAACAUUUGCUAUCAGACAGGUGUGAAGGUCAUUUUAAACCUCCGAAUGACCAGUACACGUUUACAGCUUACCUCCACAACAACGACACCAACUCCAACGCCGAUUAUGAUGUUGCUGUUGUCGUUGAUGAUGUCCCAGAUAGCCUGGUAGCAGCCCUGGAAAACAAGUAA
Molecule: messenger RNA, 1512 nt
Organism: Haliotis rubra (blacklip abalone)
Lineage: Eukaryota; Metazoa; Mollusca; Gastropoda; Lepetellida; Haliotidae
Product: serine/threonine-protein phosphatase 6 regulatory ankyrin repeat subunit B-like
Exons: 3
Coding region: 1-1512 (503 amino acids)
Molecular function (GO): protein binding
Source: RefSeq, a predicted model, not a curated record